Penicillium oxalicum is the source of this 1686-nucleotide messenger RNA. It is a transcript of the gene clxA, whose product is annotated as calnexin. NCBI's taxonomy places the organism in Eukaryota, Fungi, Ascomycota, Eurotiomycetes, Eurotiales, Aspergillaceae. The transcript is spliced from 4 exons. Bases 1 to 1686 code for a protein of 561 amino acids. Gene Ontology annotation, biological process: protein folding. Gene Ontology annotation, cellular component: endoplasmic reticulum; endoplasmic reticulum membrane. Gene Ontology annotation, molecular function: calcium ion binding. The record is from RefSeq and is a predicted model, not a curated record.
AUGCGUUUCAAUACCGCCGUCACGGCUCUGGCCACCUCGGCCACCCUCAUGGGCUACGCUCAUGCCGAGGAGGUUGAAGUCAAGCCCGAUUCCACCACCGCGAUCGAGAAGCCCACAUUCACGCCCACCACCCUCAAGGCCCCCUUCCUGGAGCAGUUCACCGAUGACUGGGAGUCCCGGUGGAAGCCCUCGCACGCCAAGAAGGACGACCCCAAGUCUGACGAGGACUGGGCCUUUGUAGGCGAGUGGGCGGUCGAGGAGCCCACCGUCUUCAAGGGAAUCGAGGGUGACAAGGGCUUGGUGGUCAAGAACGUUGCCGCCCAUCACGCCAUUUCGGCCAAGUUCCCCAAGAAGAUCGAGAACAAGGGCAAGACUCUGGUGGUCCAGUACGAGGUUAAGCCGCAAAACUCAUUGGUGUGCGGUGGUGCCUACCUCAAGCUUCUUCAGGAAAACAAGAAGCUUCACCAGGAGGAAUUCUCCAAUGCCACUCCCUACGUGAUCAUGUUCGGUCCCGACAAGUGCGGUGCUACCAACAAGGUUCACUUCAUCUUCCGUCACAAGAACCCCAAGACCGGCGAGUACGAAGAGAAGCACCUCAAGACUCCCCCCGUCGCUCGCACCUCCAAGGUGACCUCCCUCUACACUUUGAUCGUCAAGCCCGAUCAGACUUUCGAGAUUCUUGUCAACGGCGAGUCCGUCAAGGCCGGUAGCCUCCUGGAGGAUUUCACUCCUCCCGUCAACCCCGAGAAGGAGAUUGACGACCCCAAGGACAAGAAGCCUGCCACCUGGGUCGACGAGGCUCAGAUCCCAGAUCCCGAGGCUACCAAGCCCGAGGAUUGGGAUGAGGAUGCUCCCUACGAGAUCCCCGAUGAGGAUGCCGAGAAGCCUGCCGACUGGCUGGAGGACGAGCCCACUAGCAUUCCCGACCCCGAGGCCGAGAAGCCCGAGGACUGGGAUGAUGAGGAGGACGGUGACUGGCUCGCGCCCACCGUUCCCAACCCCAAGUGUUCCGAAGUCUCUGGCUGCGGUGUCUGGACUCCUCCCUUGAUCAAGAACCCCGCCUACAAGGGCAAGUGGUCCGCCCCCAUGAUCGACAACCCCGCCUACAAGGGCCCCUGGGCGCCUCGCAAGAUCCCCAACCCUGCCUACUUUGAAGACAAGACUCCCUCCAACCUGGAGCCCAUGGGUGCUAUCGGGUUUGAGAUUUGGACCAUGCAGAACGAUAUUCUCUUCGACAACAUUUACAUUGGUCACUCCGUGGAGGAAGCUGAGCAACUCCGCAAGGAGACCUUCGACGUCAAGUUCCCCAUUGAGGAGGCCGAGGAGGAGGCCAGCAAGCCCAAGCCCGAGGACGCUGCCCCCGAAGGUCCCACUGUGAGCUUCAAGGAGGACCCCGUGACCUUUGUCCGCCAGAAAGUCGACCACUUCAUCGGCCUGGCCAAGGAGGAUCCCAUCAACGCGGCCAAGACCGUCCCCGAGGUUGCUGGCGGACUUGCUGCCCUUCUCUUCACCUCCAUCCUGAUCAUCUUUGGCGCGAUCGGCUCCAGCACCCCAGCUCCGGCCCCCAAGAAGGGCAAGGCGCCUGCGGCCGGUGGUAAGGAGAAGAAGAACGAGGCCACCAGCUCCUCUGCCGACACCGGCAAGGGCGGUGCCACCAAGCGCACCACCCGCUCCUCUGCGGAGUAA